This is a messenger RNA of Capsaspora owczarzaki ATCC 30864, 672 nucleotides long. RefSeq names its product prefoldin. The record is from RefSeq and is a predicted model, not a curated record. The transcript is spliced from 7 exons. Gene Ontology annotation, cellular component: prefoldin complex; cytoplasm. NCBI's taxonomy places the organism in Eukaryota, Filasterea, Ministeriida, Capsasporidae. Bases 36 to 566 code for a protein of 176 amino acids. Gene Ontology annotation, biological process: protein folding; regulation of DNA-templated transcription.
CGCAGUCCAUUUCGAUUUUUAGCCCGCUUUGAGCCAUGGCACAAGCACCAGCAACCUCGAGCAACGGAAAGCCCAUUCCCUCGCAGGAAGAGAUGAGCCUGCUCGCCAUGCCCCUUGGCCAGCUCCAGACCUUUGCCAAGCAGAUGGACGAGGAGGUCCGCUUCCUGAUCCAGUCGCUGUCACAACUGCACCAAGCUGUCAAGCGCUUUGAGGAGUCCCGAGACAGCCUUGCUCAGCUUGGCGACGCCAAGGAGGGCUCCGAUCUGCUCGUGCCGUUGACCAGCUCGCUCUACGUUCCUGGCACGCUCGCCAACGCUGGCAAGGUCAUGGUGGAUAUUGGCGCCGACUACUAUGUUGAGCGAAGCGUCAAGGACGCAUCGGCCUUCUUCAGCCGUCGCAUUGCCUUCCUGAUGGACAACAUUGAAAAGCUGCAAAAGACCAUCGGCACCAAGCGUGCCAACCUCAACUCGCUCCAAGACAUCAUCGACCGCAAGACCCAAUACCAACAACAGCAAAUGCAACAGGCGGCUGCUGCUCAGGGCAAGGGUGUCCGCGCAUCCUCAUAAGCUGCCAUCUCAAGACUUGCUCGAACAACACUACUUUGUUUCUUGUUUUCGUAGUUUUCUGUGUGCAUGUUUUCAUUUCCCAAAGAAACACGUUCAUUUUCAUGUC